Messenger RNA from Danaus plexippus (monarch butterfly), 1893 nucleotides. RefSeq names its product macrophage mannose receptor 1 (gene CTL17). The annotation marks the transcript as partial. Lineage: Eukaryota; Metazoa; Arthropoda; Insecta; Lepidoptera; Nymphalidae. The transcript is spliced from 4 exons. The record is from RefSeq and is a predicted model, not a curated record.
AUUGACGUGAUAGAGCAGCUCAGUGAACUUAUCACAGACUGUGAGCGGCCUAAGUUCCGGGUGGACUACAGAUACGAGAAGGCUUUCAACACGUUUUAUAAGUUGCACCCCGAAGGCGUCAGUUGGCAUCAUUCGCGUAUACGUUGCGAGGCUGAGGGAACGGAAUUGAUGGUUCCCGAUAAUCUGGACGAAGCUGACAGCAUACCACUUCUAGUUGCUCCAAUUCAUAACAAAUAUCAAGGGGUCUACGUCGGUAUACACGAUUUGUAUUCAGAAAGAACGUUCGUCACAAUUAAAGGAUAUGAAUUACAAAAUACUAUUCUGGAUUUACUGUGGGAAUUGAGACAGCCGCAGCACAACGGAGGCCGGUGUGUCGCGGCUCGUCGCAACGGUCGUUUGUUUGUCCAUCCCUGUUCAGAACCGAUGCCAUUCGUUUGUAAAAUCAAAGCCUACAAUAUAACAUACUAUCCUGAAUGUGACACUUUUGAUUCUAGCUGGAAGUUAGGACCGAAUGGGACAUGUUACUUAACACACACAGAGCCUCAAACGUGGUACGAGGCGUAUUCGACCUGUUACGCUGCGGGCGGCCAUCUUGCCAUCAUCGAUUCCAAAGAAGAAGGUGAAUACAUCCGCGACGUGUUCAAACAAGCCGAACAAUCCAUAGCUCCCAGCGAAUUCGCAUUCAUUGGCUUUAGCGACUUGUUUCAGAGAUACCAUUAUCGAACUGUUCUAGGAAAUCCAUUAAGUAAGGAUCAGAUAGACUGGGACUUCAAAUGUCCCGGAAAUAAUUCAAAAGACGAUGAACGUUGCGGAAGUUUGCGACGAAGCGGUCUUAUAGCAACAAGCCGUUGUAAUGUACCAGCCAUGUUCUUUUGUGAGAAGCCAGCGGUUGGAUCGUUUAGUAUAAGAACUGGCCUCCACUCUGAAAUGGAAAAGGAACUGACGCGUAGAAAUCAAUUUGACAUUUAUGACGUUUAAUAUAUGACAGCUCCCUUUAGUUUAUUAAACGCUUAGUGAUAGAGCAAGAUUCCAGGUCAGCAGACCUUACUUAGUUUCUGAUGGAAAAAACACAUAUAAUAGGUCAGUAUAAGUGUAUACAGUACAUACAUACCUGCUAGCUUAUACCGACGUCAAAUUCUCAGGUACCAGGUGCUACAGGUAAGUAAAAAGGUAAAAAAAAAAUGCUACAGGUAAGUAAAAGUUUUUGGCCUUUGCAAUGAUCGUCCGCCGCCAGGUUUGCUUGGAGCGGCCACGUUUUCGCUCUCCUUCGGUAGUCCAGUCUAUGGCUUGCUUCGGUAUGUGUUCCGGAUCCCUUCGGAGCGUGUGGCCGAUCCACUUCCACUUGCGACGUCUGAUUUUCAGGUCAAUCGGUAUCUCACCGCAGCGUUCCCACAGGUUAGCCUUGGAAAUUUUUAGGUCCUGGUAAUACCGAGACUACGGCGAAGACACCGAUUGACGAAAACCUGAAGCCGAAUCGAGAUGUCCUCAGUAACCUUCCACGUUUCGCAUCCAUAUAACAGCACGGUUUUGACUUUGGACCGGAAUAUAAUAUCAUACACUAACACUAACCUUCAAUAUACUCGUGUUUUGUCAUCAGAAAAUAAUUAAGGUCUGGGGACCCUGGGAUAUUGGACUACGAUGGUCUUCGCUAAACGCUCACUGAGGCUAUUUUUUUUUUUUGAUAAUAUAAUAAAUAUUUUACAGUAACUUGUCAAUCAAUGAAAAUGUACAGAACCCGAUACUAAAAACACCAUACAUAAUAAUUUCCUAUUACGCAGGGAAAAUCUUCACAAACAAACUCGAUGUAUUUAAAUUCUAUAGUUACAAGAAACCUUAGUCAUAUCUAUUAAAAAAUAUUAAAAGUUUAUUAUAAAUAUACUGAUUUUUUUUACG